UGGAUUACAACAUUUGCGAUAACAUUUUUGUAACCGAGAGUACUUCUCAUCGCCCUUGAAAUCGCAGAAACCUUUAACUAUAUAAGGCCGACAAACACUGUCCAUCGCCACCGGGAGCGUUCGCGUUAGUUUCUCCCGUCCGUGUUUAAGAGUGUCAUUUCCCCCUUCUGUUUUCUUCUCCUUCCCUUCCCUUCUUUUGUCAUCAUGCAACUUUUAAGAUUAUUCCUGGCCGUCGGGGUCAUCGUCGGUGCCUCAGGAGAGAAACACGAGUGCGAGCGCCAGUGCACGGCAGGCGACACACGCACGUGCAUGUACGAAUUCAACAUCAUCGAGUACCACACGCUGAGCAGGGCGUGCUACGACUGCCCCAACACCCUCAGCGACUGCACACGCGAGGAGUGCAUCGUGGCGGACGGCGUGUCGAGGCCGAUGCUCACCGUCAAUCGCCAGCUGCCGGGACCUGCCAUACAGGUGGGGUCUCCAAAUGAACGGUGGAGGUGCGUGCACCGCGGGGACGGCCUGUUCGGGGCCUUCGUGGUGCGGCAGGCACAGGACAAUCUGCAUGGUGCCUACGAGGUGGAUUCCCCUGAUCAUGUGCUGAUCCUACAUGACUGGUUCCACGGGAGCACCAACAGCGAGUUCCUUGGCUUCCAGCACAGCAAAUCCUUGGGCGUCGCCAACAAUAUCCUCCUGAACGGCAAAGGCAGAGAUUUGCACGCUAAGGAGGAGGGCCGGGAGGUUGUGAACACGCCCCUUGAGGUCCUGCAUGUGACUCCUGGCCUCCGUCAUCGCCUCCGCAUCGUCAGCGCCUCCAGCUACAUCUGCCCCAUGGCCGUUAGCAUCGAUAGCCACAGGCUGACGGUCGUUGCUGUCGACGGAGCGGAGGUCGUUCCUCGCACUGUCGACGUUCUGGAGAUCAUCUCAGGUGAAAGAGUCGACGUGGUGUUGGAAGCGAAUCAACCGGUGGAUAACUACUGGAUUCAGGUUCAUGGACUUGUUGAAUGCAGUACCAAGCAGUGCAUGCAGGCGGCAGUGAUACGCUACGAAGGCGCUCCCGAAACUGAACCUUCGGGACUCCUGGAAUACAACCCUUACCCUCCUGGCACUAUUCUAAACCCGUUGUUCCCGAUGGCGGUUGAGGAGGCGGUGGACAUAGUCGACCUGGACGCCCUCAUUCCGUCAGCCAUUCCUCAGGAGGUCGACAAGCAGUUCCACAUUCUGUUUAGCAUGAACGCCGUCAACAAUUCCUUUUUCUUCAACCAGGAGCUUUAUCCUUUCAAUGGCGUUUCACCAGAAUGGCAGAGGGAGAGUCCACAGGUAAACGACCUUACAUUCACGUUCCCUCAAGCCCCGCCCCUUUCUCAGCCUCACAACAGCAUUCCGAAACUCUGCCUCUACGGCCAGGACGUGUCCCCGUUCUGCGAGGGAGACUUCUGCCAGUGCACGUACGUCGUGGAGGUGGAUCUCGGGGACGCGGUGGAGAUGGUGCUCGUGUCCGAAGGGUACCAUCCGUUCCACCUCCACGGAUACAACUUCCACGUGGUCGCCAUGGGAGUGAUCGGCCCCGGCACAACUGUCCAGGACGUGAUGGACUUGGACGCAGCAGGAGGCAUCACCAGGAAGCUGCAGGACGCCCCGCUGAAGGACACGGUCCUGGUGCCCAACGGAGGCUACACUGUCAUCCGGUUCACUGCCGACAACCCGGGCUGGUGGAUCAUGCACUGCCACUUCAUGUACCACUCGGAGAUGGGCAUGGCGGCCCUCCUGCACGUGGGCACCGAGGGGGACCUGCCGCCCGUCCCUCAGGGCUUCCCCUCCUGCGGGCCCUUCCUGCCGGAGAUCUAGGCUCCUGAGGUGGCGUUCCUGACGAGGCUUUUGGGGCCUGAUUUAUGUAUUAUUUCUCUCUGUAUAUUUCCCUUUGUAUAAACGUAAGAUUAAGAGGAAUUCGUUCAGGC
Penaeus indicus is the source of this 1955-nucleotide messenger RNA. RefSeq lists its product as uncharacterized. The record is from RefSeq and is a predicted model, not a curated record. The transcript has 11 exons. The coding region runs from base 205 to 1845 and encodes 546 amino acids. Lineage: Eukaryota; Metazoa; Arthropoda; Malacostraca; Decapoda; Penaeidae. Gene Ontology annotation, molecular function: copper ion binding; oxidoreductase activity.